UCUCGAGGUCCCGGCCCACGUGUGGGGUGGCGUCUGCCUCGUCUUGGUGCUGGCAGGGGUGGCUGGGGUGGGGGUGUCCGUCCCCAUGGCGCUGAGAGUGGAUCCAGCGGCUGGAAUUCACGAGAGGCUCAACUCGGCCAUGGAACUGUUGAGAGAUGUUCCUCUGAUAGACGGACACAACGACCUACCUUGGAACAUCAGGAAAUUCAUGCACAACAAACUGCACAGUUUCAAUUUCACAGCCGAACUCAAAAACCUUCGUCCCUGGUCCCGCUCUUCCUGGUCACACACCGACCUGCCCAGGUUAAGAGAGGGCAUGGUCGGAGCUCAGUUUUGGGUGUCAUACGUUCCUUGUGCAUCGCAGACCUUAAACGCGGUGCAACUGACGAUAGAACAAAUAGACCUCAUCAAGAGGCUCAUCGAUCAGUACCCGGAUGAUCUUAAACUCGCCACUUCGGCUGACGAGGUGGAAUCGGCCUUCAGAGAAGGCAGGAUCGCCAGUCUGAUAGGUGUGGAGGGGGGCCACGCUAUUCAGAAUUCCUUAGGCGUCCUUCGAGCACUCAGGGAUCUGGGAGUGAGAUAUCUGACCCUCACUCAUAAAUGCAGUACACCUUGGGCAGAGAGCGCGAGAGCAAGAGAGACGGAUCUGGAAGACCCAAACUCGCCGAGAGGUUUAUCCCAUUUUGGAAAGACGCUGGUGAGGGAGAUGAACCGCCUCGGUCUGAUGGUCGACCUGAGCCAUGUCUCGCAGGCGACCAUGAAGGCGGCGCUGGAUGUCUCCAAGGCGCUCAUUUUCAGCCACUCCUCGGUGUACGCCAUCUGUAAGAACCCUAGGAACGUUCCUGACGAGAUACUCCGGAGAGUGGCUGAGAACGGUGGCCUUGUCAUGGUCAGCUUCUACAACCAUUUCCUCACGUGUAGCGAGACAGCUACCAUAAAGGACGUGAUAGAUCACAUCAACCACGUCAGAGAGAUAGCCGGAAUCCACCACGUAGGCAUAGGAGCCGAUUUCGACGGUAUUGAUAAGUUACCUGAAGGGUUGCAGGAUGUCUCCAGAUACCCUUACUUAUUCGCCGAGUUGCUGUCUGAUCCUAGGUGGUCCUUGGAGGACCUCAAAAAACUGGCAGGGCAGAACUUCCUUCGCGUUAUGAGGGAAGUUGAAAAGGUGAGGAUUUCAAUGAGUCAGCAGAGAGUGAUUCCAUACGAGGAGGAGGUUCCCCAGUCCCAGCUGGGUCACGCGGGAAACUGCACUUAUAAGUUCACUAAGGCCAUAGAGGAUUAACCUUCCAGCCCUGCAGGUUGCCGCAGCAGCAGCAGCAGCAGCAGCAGCAGCAGCAGUAGCAGUAGCAGCAGAUUCGGAGACCGCCCUCGACCAGUCUUUGCCGUGGGGCUCGUAGUAGAAGACACUUCAAGACCAAUAGUAUCUGUCGUAUCUAUUCUCUCUUGGGUCUCUUUUACCUUAAGGUCUGGGGGAGACAGAUUAUAUUCAGGGUAAAAAAUAAACAGAAAAUAAACGAGAUCAUCUCUGAGAUCAGAAGAGAAUGCCUCAUUUCGUUUUCGACGUUUUUUCCUUCUCUUUUCUCUUCUGCAUCCUCUCCCGCAGACCUUCCUCGCUCCGCCUCAGAUAUGCGUCAGGUCUGUCGUCGUUCGUCUAUUCGUAUGACAGAGUCUGCCACAUAUCGCUAGUUAUAUAAAUAAAUAAAUGCUUUUCAUUUCGCGGUGCGUCCACCACCGCCGCGAAGUUUUUUUGGAGAAGAGGGCUCGAUGGUGAUUGGCUGAGACGAAACGCUGCUACAGGGGGAUUGGCUGAUGCGUUCCACUCCCGACCAAUCAUCAUUCAGAUUCCCGAUUCGAAAUGAAAGGACCACGAUUCAUUUCUUUUGAAUAUUUUCAAAUAGCAAAUCAUAGGAAAUUAACCAGAACAACUACAACCUGCUGGGCUGAAAGGAACGUAGACAAAUCAUUUGAAUAUGUUACCAGUAAUAAUAAUAAUAAUAAUAAGAAUAAGAAUAAUAAUAUUAUAAUACUAAAGAUAAAUGUAUAGAUAGUCUAUACAACAUCAAUUCCUUUUGGGAUUCUUCAUCUUACACUGCCUUAGAGAAUUUUUGGUGCCAAAGACUGUAUAGUAAGAGUUACCACUAAUGUAAGCAGAGAGAUUCCCAGGCCAUGUUACUGUUUGAGAUGUUUUUAUGAUUAUGUCCUGUACAAACCUAAGCCACUUUACGUUGAUGAAUAGGGAACUGGUAUUGUUAUAUAUGUAACAUAUAUUUUUGUAUUAUAUUACCGAUAAUAAUGAACCUUCUUAUGAUAUACACAUAAUUUGAUAUCGAUGAACUCUUUUGGGUUGAAAUAAAUUAUGAAGUCUAUAUAUGAAAUUACUAGAGUAAAGAAUAAUAAAUUCGUCUGAUAUAAAAACAUUGUGAAUAAAUGCAAGAAACCUGUGUGUGAUAGGUAGGAAUACAGAAAUAAACUAUGGAACUAC
Molecule: messenger RNA, 2482 nt
Organism: Macrobrachium nipponense
Lineage: Eukaryota; Metazoa; Arthropoda; Malacostraca; Decapoda; Palaemonidae
Product: dipeptidase 1-like
Biological process (GO): proteolysis
Molecular function (GO): metallodipeptidase activity
Source: RefSeq, a predicted model, not a curated record